AUGGCCGCUGAAAAGAAAGACAAAUCGCAAGUCCAUAAGCUUGCUCUGCGUGGCUCGUCAAAGACGGUUGCGGAAUUUUUUGAAUACUCCAUCAACACAAUUCUGUUUCAGAGAGGAGUAUACCCCGCAGAAGACUUUACGCCGGUGAAGAAAUAUGGACUCAAUAUGCUCGUUUCGUCCGACGACCAAGUCAAAGCAUAUAUCAAAAAGAUCAUGUCACAACUCAACAAAUGGAUGAUUGGCGGCAAAAUCUCCAGAUUAGUGGUGGUCAUAACGAGUAAAGAGACGGGCGAACACGUUGAGAGAUGGCAAUUCAAUGUUCAGAUGACUAGCAAGUCAGCCAAACAUCGAUCAUCUAAAAAGACUUCAGACAAGGAGAAUACAGCACCCGAAGACUCUACACCAGCAGAAGCAGAGCCUGAAAAGACCGAGGCUCAGAUUCAGGAGGAAAUCCAGGCCAUUUUUCGCCAAAUUACUGCAUCUGUGACUUUUCUUCCGAUCCUAGAUGGCAAUUGCACUUUCAACGUAUUGGUGUAUGCAGAUGCAGAUUCUGAUGUACCCGUUGAAUGGGGAGAUAGUGACGCGAAGGACAUCAAAAAUGGAGAAAAGGUCCAGCUUCGGUCUUUCAGUACGAGUAACCACAAGGUCGAUACCAUGGUCAGUUAUCGGUUGGCAGAAUGA
Molecule: messenger RNA, 681 nt
Organism: Exophiala bonariae
Lineage: Eukaryota; Fungi; Ascomycota; Eurotiomycetes; Chaetothyriales; Herpotrichiellaceae
Exons: 6
Coding region: 1-681 (226 amino acids)
Biological process (GO): mitotic spindle assembly checkpoint signaling
Cellular component (GO): cytoplasm; kinetochore; nucleoplasm
Source: RefSeq, a predicted model, not a curated record